Messenger RNA from Scheffersomyces coipomensis, 1118 nucleotides. RefSeq lists its product as uncharacterized. The transcript has a single exon. The coding region runs from base 272 to 1051 and encodes 259 amino acids. The record is from RefSeq and is a predicted model, not a curated record. Lineage: Eukaryota; Fungi; Ascomycota; Pichiomycetes; Serinales; Debaryomycetaceae.
GUCAAGAUUCAAUCGUUACUGUUGUCCACACACAUACACACUCACAUUUUUUUCAUUGCAUUUGGGGAGAAAUCAAACGUAUACUGCGGUUAUUAUUUCAUUGAUUACUCAUAACAUACCUUCCUUUGGCAUCAUCUCUAUUUUACUUUCUGCAUUUUAUUGGGGGUUUUUUUAAAGCAUAUUUGAAUAUCAUUCAUAGAGAAAGAUUAUUUCAUUUCAUUUCCAUUGUUCAGUUUAUUUAUUUUCAUCAUCAUAACUUUCCAAGCCAAGCAUGUCUAUGUAUUUUAAACAUUUGGAACAAAUUAUAAAUUUAAAAGUUAAAAUCAUAACCUUAUUAGAUGAAGCUAUUACAGGCCAUGUGUUUGCAUACUCUACAUCCAAUGAAGUGUUGGUACUUAAGAUAACUGAUGUAUCUGAUAAUAAGAAUACUACCGCCAAUAAUCAUAAUACCCAUAAAAAGGGAGAAACUUAUAGAAUAAUUAACACAGCAUUUAUAAAAAAUAUUCAAGUGAUUAAAAAACUUAAUAAUCAACAUGUGGUUCCUACUCCUAUGGCUGAGGAUUCAUUAAAAUUAUCACCCAUCUCCAUUUCUGAUCUUGAAACUUCAUUGCAAGAUUCAAUCACUUCUUAUAAACCUGAAGAUCCUCAUUUAUCACUUCCUCAAGUUGCAACCACUACUAGUAGUACCGCUGGUGUAACUACUACUACAGGAGCUACAUCUCCAAGAUCACAUUCUCAUUCCAAUAAUAGUCAUACUAAUAAUAAUAAUCCACAACCACAUCAUCAUAAAAGUCCAUCUAAAGCAUCAGUUAUUGCAACUAAAUUAUUCGAUAAAUUAUGUAAAUUAUAUGGAGUUGAAAAUAUUAAAUGGUCAGGUCCAGGAGCCAAUAAUAUCAUAAUCUUUGAUGAAAUCAAAUUAUCAAAACCUUAUACUUUAGGUAAUAAAAGUAUUCAUAAAUUAAACAAAUCUGAUUCCAAAUAUUAUAAUGAUAUUCAAACUAUAUUAAAACAAUUUUGGUUAGAUGUUGAUAAUGAAAAGCGUGGUGGGUAAAUUAAAAAAAAUUUUAAAACAUAUACAUACAAAUAAAUAAAAAUGGUAAAAUUUCUUUCUUAAUAAU